Dentiscutata erythropus is the source of this 319-nucleotide messenger RNA. NCBI's taxonomy places the organism in Eukaryota, Fungi, Glomeromycota, Glomeromycetes, Diversisporales, Gigasporaceae. The record is from the annotation of a GenBank genome assembly.
AUGAAAAAAGCUUCAAGCGUUAAAAUGAAAGACAGAGAUGAAAAAGAAAGGGAACUUCAACAAUUCUAUUUUCGUGUCAAACGACAUAAAAGUACAUUAUUUGUAACAGCCAAUGGAAGUGAUAAAGUUUCUCAACUAAAGAAAGAAAUCAUUAAACAACUGAGUAUCGAUGUAAAGAUAAAGUUGUAUAGAGCAGAUAAUAGUAACCCACCUAAUUUUACUAGCUUGGAAUCUCAAAAUGGAGAGGAUACUACUAUCGCGAAACUCGGAUUAAUAGAUGAACAAAUAUUAUAUUUGGUUUUUUGGGACGAUAAAAAUG